AUGACCCCCCUCGUCGCAACGGCCGAAACGCAGGCUGAUGAGGCGUCUGAGGCGCCGCCGUCGCCGUCGCCGUCGUCCUUCACGGCGAUCCCGACCCUCGCGCUGCGGGACGCCCGCAGCCCGGCGACUAAGCCGCGCUUCCUCGCGGCAUUGCGCGCGGCGCUGCUGGACGUCGGCUUCCUGUACCUCGACGUGACCACCGGUGAGGACGAGGGCGAGGGCGAGGACGAGGACGAGGCGGUGGCGACGGGGCUGCCGGCGCGGCUGCUCGCGGACGCGGUGAGCGAGGGCGUCGCCUUCUUCGCCGCCCUGCCCGACGCCGAGAAGCGGCGCAUCGAGAUGAAGAACGAGAAGAGCUUCUUGGGGUGGAGCAGGCUGGACAACGAGACGACGGCGAUGCACGCCGACCAUCGCGAGCAGCUCGACCUCUCCACGCCGCAUGACCUUCCAGGACCGGAUGCACCCCUUUAUUACAACAUGCGGGCACCGAACCAAUGGCCGUCGCCGCAGUACCUGCCACGCUUUCGACCCGUGUUCGAGGAGUACAUGCGGGCCAUGUCGGGUAUCAGCACCUUCUUCACGUCGCUGAUAGCCGAGGCAAUCGGUCUGCCCGCCGACGCGUUUGACCGGUUUUUCGACGCCGACCAACAACACAAGCUGAAGGUCGUCAAGUACCCGGAAGCAUCACCGGACGUGGAUGACAACGACGAGAUCGCGCGACAGGGCGUGGGCCCGCAUAAAGACAGCAUGCUCACCUCCUACCUGCUGCAGGCUUCGCCGCAACGCGGACUGCAAGCGCUGAAUGCGGCGGGAGAGUGGAUAGACUGCCCGCCAAAGCCCAACACGUUGGUCGUUGUUAUAGGCCAAGGUCUCGAGGCCAUCACCCAGGGCGUGUGUGCAUCGACGACGCACAGGGUCUUGAGUCCACGUUGCGGGGAAGGGCCCCGCUUCAGCAUCCCGUUUUUCCAGGGCGUCAGCUAUGACGCGCGAUUUGAAGAAAUGGACGUGCCUGAGGCGGUGCGGGCCUUGAAGCGCGAAAGGCGCGACGAUAAGGUCGAUUUUGCCUUUGUGAAGGGACGAUGGGGCCACCUGGGCGAGGCGACGUUGGUGAACCGAGUCCGGAGUCACCCGGAUGUCGGUGAGAAAUGGUAUCCGGAGAUCCUGGCCAAGAUCCGCCGACAACAGACGGAAAAAGAUGUCGCUGGUCGGGACGUGCAUAAAUCGUCCUGA
This is a messenger RNA of Diplodia corticola, 1230 nucleotides long. RefSeq names its product naringenin 3-dioxygenase. Bases 1 to 1230 code for a protein of 409 amino acids. Lineage: Eukaryota; Fungi; Ascomycota; Dothideomycetes; Botryosphaeriales; Botryosphaeriaceae. The record is from RefSeq and is a predicted model, not a curated record. Gene Ontology annotation, molecular function: dioxygenase activity. The transcript is spliced from 3 exons.